This is a messenger RNA of Megalobrama amblycephala (Wuchang bream), 2804 nucleotides long. RefSeq names its product odorant receptor 131-2-like. The transcript is spliced from 2 exons. Gene Ontology annotation, molecular function: G protein-coupled receptor activity. Gene Ontology annotation, cellular component: membrane. The record is from RefSeq and is a predicted model, not a curated record. The coding region runs from base 153 to 1106 and encodes 317 amino acids. Lineage: Eukaryota; Metazoa; Chordata; Actinopteri; Cypriniformes; Xenocyprididae. Gene Ontology annotation, biological process: G protein-coupled receptor signaling pathway.
GGGCUCAAGGACAAAGUCAAGAAUACUUUCAGUAAAUGGUACAACAAGGUUAUGUAACAUUGAUUUCAUGUUUUUCUGUGUUGUAAACUGAAUACUUGUUCAGUCUUUGUUUUUCAAGUCAACAUGGAGCUUAUUAUGAAUAUGUGUGCACAAUGGCCAGUCAGAAUGCCAGUGGUGAUGAGCAGAUGCAACUGAUCCAAGUCGACCCCGUCCGAAGGAACAUUUCACUGGCGCUGACCCAGAUCUUUGUGUGGCCCUUCAUCUACCUCAUCUUCCUCAUGCUCUUAAUAUUCUCCAAGAAAGAGACUUUCAGAACAGAGACACGCUAUAUAUUGUUUGGUCACUCUCUCUUGGUAGACCUAAUAUUUCUUUGUCUGACAGAUUUUGUGGUGCUCUUAUCAUACAACCUUGUUUUAUUACCUCUGCAUUUCUGUAUCCCCAUAUGCAUGUUAACGGAAGCAGUUGCAGUAAGUGCACCAUUAACCAUCGGUGCCAUGUGCGUGGAGCGCUAUGUGGCCAUUUGCAUGCCUCUCCGACAUCAUGCGAUCUCCACCUCUAGAAGAGCUAUGAUGGUGAUUUUAAUGAUUUGGAUCCUGAGCUCCAUAAACCCCUUUGUUGACAUGUUCAUUCUCAUCAGCACUGCCUCUCGUGAAUACAUGUCUCAGCUCACACACUGCCACUAUGAGAUUAUGAUUCCGGAUAAGAUCCGUCAUUUUGCCAGGGGUCUGUUGUAUAUUGUGGGGCUUGUGGCUAUUUUGAUCAUUGAGGUCUUUUGUUAUGUAAUGAUAUACCUUGCUGCACGCGCAGCAUCUGGUGACAAGAAGUCCGCAUCAAAAGGGCAGCGCACCAUUUCCCUCCACAUCCUUCAGCUGUUUUUAUGUACUGCCGAGGUGAUGUGCCCUUACAUUGAGGCUGUAGUUAUGCAGUAUGAUAUUCAUUCAUAUCUGACUGUCCGAUUUAUAAAUUUCCUGGCAUUUAGUAUCACUUCUAGAGCAGUAAGUCCUCUCGUCUAUGGGUUCAGAGAUGAGAAAUUCUAUGCAGCUAUGGCUUACUAUAUUAGGUGCAAAAACAAUGUGAUCUCAUCUGACACUGAUAAACUAACAUGAUAAUCUUUUUUAAAGGAUUUUGAUCUUGCCUAAAUUCCUUUUGAAAUGUCAUGAAGUAAAAUUUGUAAUGCAUCAAAACUCAGUUUUGGUUGACCAACUACCUAAACAUCCCAUUCUAGUUUAUAUAUUUUAAUAGUGAAGAGCUAGAGUUUUAAAUUGUCUGGCCAACAGCAAGAUUUGUCUUGGGAAAUGUAGUGUAUUGUUUAAGGGUGUAAUCUGUUGACUUAAGUAAACGUGACUGUUAGAAUAAUUUCUUGAAAAUCAACUUACAAAAUUUUUUAUUUAGUGUUUCACAUAAUCGACUACAAUGUUGCCAUUACCUGUUACACUUUCAAAUAUGUUAUGUACAUUUUUUUAAGUUUUAGUAAUUUAUUUGAACAUAAUUAUGUCAUUUUAAUUAUUAACAGUUACAUUUUACAUUUGCAUUAGAUACAAAUUUGCUGAACAAACAGAUUAAAUCUUGUAUUGAAUUAUUUAUAUGUAACGGCAGACUAUUUGAGAUCAGUGUACAAUGUGAUUAUUCUUAUUAUUAUUAUUCAUUUUGGCAUCUGAAUUCUGUUAAAACAUUUCACAUGUUAGAAAAGAACAAUAAUCAUACAACAAUACUAGUGAAUUCAUCUCUUUUUAAGCUAAAUGUGUAUCUAGCAUUUGCAUUUGAUCCUAUUUCUCUUUCUGAAUACUCCUAAGGUCUUUCAUAUGUAAUACAUCUGUGUGAAUAACAUUUACUAAACAAACAUGCAAAGGCUACAGUGAGUGUGAUACUCAAAACUCUUCCACAUUUUUGUGGAAGUUUGUAGAACUUCCUAUUUUAUAUAUCUAAGGGAAAAUAUUAAUAGGUGAUUUUUUUUCCACAAUGCGUUCAUUUGUUUGAAAAAUAAAUUCCAUUAUUUAAAUACAUAGUAAAGAGCAGCAUUGUGGUUGUCCAACAUAUAAUGAAACACAGUCUAUGAGAUAAAAUAAUAUUCACUGCACCUUCUAUAAAGGCAAACAUUACUCUUUUACAUACCAUUUUAAGAUAACAAAGUGCUUUCAUUAUCUCACAAAUGUAUUAUAACAUAUAGAUGAGAAAUGAAUAGAACAUUUUAAAUAAUAAGGUAUUAAAUAAUAAUAAUAAAUUGGCAACAUGAUUGCAGAUUAAUACAAGCAACAACAAACAAAAAAACAAAAAAAGAAGAAAAAAACCAUGUUGCCUUAUGUGUCCUUUUCAUGCCAACAUGAAGCCUUUACUUCCAAACAGUCUUAUUUGUGAUUCUUGGACCCUAAACUCUAAUAACCCCUUUGUUCGUGUUUUUCCCCUUCAUUAAUUAACAGAUGUUUAGAUGUGAAUGUUUUAAUGAAAGUUUUGUUUCAAGUCACCAUGAUGGUGAUCAGUGUUUUCUUUAGUUGGGCUCUUGACCCUUUACUUUUUAAUGUUAUUUUUCUUCUGGCUGCUUCAACUUUGUGUUUGUAGAGCACAUUUGUUAUGGCCAGAGAAACUAUGAUCUGGGCUGUGUUUUCCAAAAGCAUCAUAAGCAUAAGUUGGUGAUCAACUUGACAUAAUGGCUUAAUUCACUGGUCACAUCCAACAUAACUGGUAAUUUUGAUGCUUUAUUAAUCUGCUGAAUUAAUUAGUCUCUGAUGUUAUAGUUUGAGAUCCAGCAGUGCUUUUACAUUCUGAAGUUUUUUAGAAACACACACUGACAUCAAGAAUCAGCAUAU